UUUUAAGUUUCAAGCUGGAUGGGGAGGCUCGUCUGCUGUACUGUAACUGUGACAGACAGUAGGGACUCAAGUAAAGUGACGCACCACGGAGACAGGCAAAGCCUCUAGGGGGCAAUGUCUGGCGCCAGCAGUGCUAACAACAGCUGGACACUCCUCACUCCUGAGGAGUCAGUCGCUGAAACCCUAAGGCCUUUGGCAGAGGGGACAGAGCACCAUGAAGAAGGCCUCACAUGUGCAGCUUCUGUGGAGAACCAGCCUGCAAACAGUGCAGAGUCUGCAGAGAGGCUCCCUGUGGAGGACCACCUGGUACCGGAAGAAAAAACAGCAGAGCCAGGUGGAGACACAAGCACAGAGCAACACACCUCUGUGGCCACCCCUGUCAUCGAUGCCCCUGUUGCCUCCUCUUUGCAAGUCUCCGGCAGCUUCGCCCCUGACAGUGAUGCACUCAGCCAGUCAGAGGGCCUACCUGAAGCCCAGGCACAGUCCAGCCGUGACCCCGAUUCAUUUUCUGACUCCUAUACCCACAUAACCCCCUCCCCUGAUGAGCCCCAAGCUUCACUGCUGAGCACAGAGACUCUGGGAGGGGUGGAGUUUACACAGGAAAAGGACAGGCUCGCACAGCAAGGAACACUGCAUACGCUGAAUGGGGAGGAGCUACAACAUGAAGGGGAGGAGUCUGACCUGUUUCUGAGGAGGACUGAUUUAGGGAAACAGGCAGUGUACUUGGUGGACCAGCUGGUUAUGGAAUUGUUCAGAAUCUGGGCCAGGCGCUUGUCUGGAGAGGCUGUGGUUGACUCCCCUGUGGAUUCAGAGGUGGGUGAGGAGAGGACUGAGAAGACGGAUGAGGAGGCAGAGGCGAGGAGAAGGAGGUCCCUCUUAGCGGCUCUGGAGCGGAUUGGAAGGACAGAGGAGGAAGAGGAAGGAGAGGAAGUGUUUCAGCUGCCACAGCGGGAGGAAGACAGCGGGUUCUCUGUGAACAAGUGCAUCCUGGUUGCUGUCAUUCUGUUAGGGCUUGGCACCAUCUUUUUCUCAGGUUUCUUCAUGGACCUGGAUGAGGAGAGUGACUAUGGUACAAUGAAGCUGAAAGAUGCAGAGGUACCAGGAAAACAGAAGUGGCUUAAUCCAGAGGUUCCUCCACCCCCAGUAGAUGCUGACAGUACCGAGCUUCUAAAUAAGUUAGCCGAAGAGAACCAGCAGAUUUCUGUACUACAAGCCCAACUUCAGGCACAGAAAGAAGAGCUAAAAGUAGCCAAGGGACAGGCAGCAGAGGGAGCAAAGGAGCGGCUGCGUUGGGAGGAGGUGGAGAAGGAAAACAGUAGGUUGAAGAAAGAAAUGGCAUCUCUCCCUGUCCUUCAGAAAGAGAACGAGAGGAUGAAGAGAGAGCUGGAGUCUGUCCUGGCCCUACAGAGAGAACUAGAAACACUGAGAUCCACUGUGACUGAAUUAAAACUCCCCUCAGCAGCCAGUGAAGCAGCUCAAGCACCUGUGACGCCCACCACAUCGCCCUCCAGUGGCCAGCCAGAAGACAGCAUGCAGGACACAGCCGGAUCUACAGAGAGACGGCCUAAGAAGACAUUGGAUGACCAGAGGGAGAAGAAGAAAGAUGUGAAGAAGGAUGAAAUUGACAUGGGCGAGAAAAAAGAGUGGAAAGAGAGAGAUAAAUCUGAAUGGAAGGAAGGAGAGAAAAAGGAGCGUGAAGAUAGAGUUAAAACGGAAUGGAAAAAGGGAAAACAUGAGCAAGGAAAGUUUGACAAGGAGAAAGAUAAGGAAGGCAAACAAAAGAAGCACAGUGACGAGACAAAACAAUGGAAGGAGAAAGACUGGAAGAAAGAAAAGGCUACCAGGGGUGAUGAAGGAAAGCCUUGGAAGGAUAGGGAAGGGAAGAAAGAGUGGAUAGAGAAGAGUGAGAGAAAGGAGGAGGAGAAAGACUGGAAAAAGGCAAAACAUGAGAAAGUGAAGACAGAUAAACAAUGGAAGGGUAAGGAGAAGGAUUGGAAGGUAGGAAAAGACCAUGGAGAGAAGCACAAGGGCAAGGAGGAAUGGAAAGGAGAGAAGGAAUGGAAGAAGGGGAAAGAUGGCUUCAAGGAAAGUGGCAAAGAGGAAUGGGAGGAAAAAGAUUGGAAAGAGAAAGGAGAGAAGAAAGAGUGGAAGAGGAAAGAUAGUGACUGGAAGAAUAAAAACGGCAAAGAUCACACUAAGGAAGGGAAAGGAAAGGGUGAAAGGAAACAGUGGGAAGAGAGAAAAAAUGGUAAAGAAAGGAAGGGGAAGGAUGAGAGGAAACAGUGGAACGAGAACGAGCGGAAGCGGAACAAUGGUAAAGAUGGUAAGGAGUGGAAGAAGAAGGAUGAGAGGAAACAGUGGGAAAAGAAAGAAGAACCGUGGAAGAGAGGAGGUGAGAAAGACGGAAAACCCAACGGUGAUCGGCGAAAGGACGGAUCGAGCUCCGAGAAACACAAAGACGAGCACAAACGCAACGGUAAUCACGGCCACAAGGCAGAGCACGUGUGGGGAGAUGGGAAGCCUCGUCACACACACCGCCAACCGUCCGUGGACCAGCCCGAGUACUGGGUCCAGCAGAGAGACCGCCUCCAGCACAACCCCAGACCACCACAGCCAUGUGACUCCCUGGAGACCUGUGCUCAGGCGGAGGGGCUGCUCCCUGUCCCCUUCCCCGAGUUUGAGGCCAUCCUCCAGACUUACCUAGCCAAGGCACAGGUGGCGGGAGUGGAUCGUUCCAAAAGAGAAGAGCUCCGAAAGCUAGCCGCCGAAUUCUUCAAGGAUGGACUCUUUGUCCACGACCAGACGAGCUUUCAAGAGUUCGUCGAAGAUUUGGGAGAUAUUUUGGAAGACAUGGUGGAAGGAGACGACGACGCGGAGGAAGAGGACAGCGCCAUCGAGGAAGAAAUGGAGGGGUUUGAAAUACAAGUCAUGAAAAAGUUUUCAGUGCCGGAAGCUGUAGAGAAAAAGGAGAGAUCCAAAGGGGACCGGAGGAAGGAGAGCGGACGAGGACGUGGCUGAUGCAGUCAUAGAAUUGAUGGAUCUGUCAAAAGUAGCUUAAGAGCAGUCCCGACAGAUGAGAGGUUAUUCAAAAGGGAACAUUUUAUAUUGGACCACAAACGCUUACAAGUAUACAUUUAUCAUCCUGUCACCCUUUUAACAGGAUCAUAUUUCACACCUUAAAUCUGUUGUCCAAGAAAUUUCAACUUAUGAUUUAAUUUCACUGUUCUGGGUUGUUUUGUAUUGUACAUAUGCACAUGCACACACAUCAGUUCUUAAUAAUGGAGAAAGUGCUUGCAUCUACAUAUGGUUUCUGUGAUGGAAUUAAGAGAGAAGAAGAUACAGAGACUACUGAAGUAUAAUGCACACAUUGCAUAGCCUUUGUGUGCUCUUUAUUCUACAGUAGGCAAGGCAAGGGAAAUUUAUUUAUAGAGCACUUUCUCAUACACAGAGGUAAUUCAAAGUGCUUUACAGGCAGAAACAACAACAAAUAUACAACAAAUUCUGAGAAGACAAACAUAUUAUAAAGGCAUAACAUAGUUUAAAAACAAAUAAUAAAGUAAUUAAAAUACCAUCAAGCAAGACAAAUUGAAAGCUCUGGAGAAGAGAACAGUCUUUAACUUAGAUUUAAAAAUGGUUACAGUUGUCGGCAAUAUAUUUAGGGCCUAGACCAUUGUAACACUUGAAGGCAAUAAGUAAGGCCUUGAAAUCAAUUCUGAAUUUAACCGUAGUAACAGUAGUGUUCAAUCCAUUGAAAUUUUAUUUGGGAUUGAGCACCUGCAGCUAAUGUUGAACAUCCGUUGGUUUGAAAGUCAUUCCUGCACACCGUGCUACUUUCUCCCUUUGUAUAGGGGAGAUUCCACCUGUUAGAUUGAGUUUGAUGUUACUCUACUUUGACUCUCAUGCAGGAGCAGAUACUGUAUAGUCUUAUUGACACGCUGCACCUCUUCCUCUGCAAAUCACACUGCGCACUGAUGAAGUCUACCUAUUCACUGAUCCUACACUGUAACUGCAGUAUGCCAUCUUUAUGUAUUCAUUGCUUUGGCCUGGCCUUAAAUGUCAGAUUGUCUUUAAAUCAUUAGUUUUUUAGAAAGAGUGGCAUGAACUGCUGAAAAAAAGUUUAGUUAAUAUUUUAUGUGAAAUUAGAGAAGCCUGAAUUGAUUUUGUUUUGGAUGUUUGUACUUGUUGCAUUAAAUGUGUUAAAGAACUAUGUUGAAAUGCAGAAAUAUAUAAUUAACUUAUUUUACAGAGGUUGGCAUAAUAUAGAUACAAAUAUAAUUGGUUGGCACAUAAGAUAUCAACAUGUUGAGCAUGUAUGUUUCUUUUCAGGUACAGAACUCAUGUUGUCCACUAAAAUGUCCUUAAUUAUUGUUUUAUCAUGAAUGGAACAUUUGUUUCUGUCGAUUAGGUCGAUCAUGGCACGUAGUUUCCACAAAAAACACGUUUUCCUUCACACGCUAUCUGUUUACAUGCUAACUUAUUAAAUGUUGCUGGGUCAAGGGUCUACAGCCACAUGGAGAUUAUAGGGCGUUGAUGCAGAACAGCGUACUGCGUGGGCUUUGUGGCAGCAUAGAGAACUUUGUAUGUUAGGGUGUUCGUAUUUGGCCCUGUUACUGUCACAAGAGCUGGAUAAUAAAUUUGGCACAUCCCUGUGUUGAAAUAA
Messenger RNA from Perca flavescens (yellow perch), 4660 nucleotides. RefSeq names its product pre-B-cell leukemia homeobox interacting protein 1b (gene pbxip1b). The transcript has 12 exons. Bases 115 to 3018 code for a protein of 967 amino acids. Lineage: Eukaryota; Metazoa; Chordata; Actinopteri; Perciformes; Percidae. The record is from RefSeq and is a predicted model, not a curated record. Gene Ontology annotation, cellular component: membrane.